This is a messenger RNA of Anopheles coustani, 585 nucleotides long. RefSeq names its product protein singles bar-like. NCBI's taxonomy places the organism in Eukaryota, Metazoa, Arthropoda, Insecta, Diptera, Culicidae. Gene Ontology annotation, cellular component: membrane. The transcript is spliced from 4 exons. The record is from RefSeq and is a predicted model, not a curated record. The coding region runs from base 1 to 585 and encodes 194 amino acids.
AUGCCAUCAACCGCCAUACGAAUGCCACCGGGUAUAAGUCACCUGAACGAGCAGCAGAAUCGCGGCUUCCGAAUCGGCUGCUGCCGCGUAUGCACGUGCAUCAAUUUGCAGUUUUUCCUCUCGAAAAAUGGCAUCCUGAAGUGCUUCGAGCUGGUGCUAGGUUGGUUCUGUCAGACGAUGCUGAUCCAGUUCGGCCUCGACACGGCCAAGGACAUCGGCGAGGCAUUUCUCGGGUUUCUAACGACCUGCUCCACCUUUCUGCUAACCACCACCGUCCUGCUGCUAUGUUACGCCAUAUCGGCGCGGACAUUUCAUCUGAUUCGGCAAUCAAUUUUCGAAGUAGUGUACAACGGAUUGGCAUGUGUUAUGUACCUGAGUGCAGCUUCAUAUCUUGGGUUUUCCGUCAACAUAUACAACCACAUAAUUAUAUACUUGUAUCCCAAGUUCCUGAUCUUCAAAAACACUGGUGGAGUCCACAGUUCCUAUCCAGCGAUGACGGCAGUUUAUUAUAUGGGUUUCAUCGUCGGGAUGGUGUACGGUGUGGAUACGUUUGUUGCCUAUCGUCACUUGAAAGGUUAUUCUUAA